CUGUCUGUGAACGCUAACGUUAACCAAGUAGGCUUAGAUUAGUCUAACCUACGCCCUUUUGUUUCUUUGGCUCCAGAGGAACAAGAGUGAAGACGGUGAAGUUCCACAGCUUCUUCGUCAACUCCAAUAAACCAUAAACGCUAAUUCCAAUUUAGCGUGCUCAAAGUUCGAUCCUUUGAAUCUAAAUCAGGUAUGUGGAGCUUUGAUUUUUGAGUGAAACAAAAACAAUUAUGGAAAGUCUUGGAGGUAUUGGAUUCAGUAAUACGAGUAGUGCAACAAAGAAGAAGAGAAGCACUACAUUGCGUCGGCCUUGGAAUGAUCGACAGUUACAGGAUUCUUCUUCAUUGCCAUCCACACCAGUCGCUGACAAUAAUAGUCACUUUUACUCUACGGCCGUUAAAGUUUCUGCCUUUAUCUAUCUAUCCAUCUCAAUAACACUUUGGAGCAUUGUGAACUUUCUGAAUGAGAAUAAGAUAGAAGAGAGGGAAGCAGUGGAGUCGGAUGAAGGUUCAACGAAUGGUUCAUUCCAAGGAAGUAACCAAGUGAGGCAAGGUGGAGGCCACAGCACUGCAUCCACUGAAGGGUUUCUUGUACCUAGUAAAAAGAAAGACACAAUUGACACGACAGAACGUCGAGCUGGUUUUGAUGAGAAUAUCAUCAAGAAGGUUAAACUCAAACUUGGUGGUUCGUCAAAAACUAUAAAUAUAAUAUCAGCAUCCGAUGGUGCUUCUGAUAUUGGAUUGUGUUCGACAAAGUCGUCCCAUGCAUCAGAUGAUGCCUUGGGGAUUGGGCAGACUUACCAGGAAAUUUCAAACGAGCGAUCGACUAAACUAAGAGGGACACCGUUGGACACUGCAAGCAAAUCAGAUUCAUGUAAUGAUACCCGAGAUAGCAAAGCGAACACAAAUCCUAUUCGUAAAAGCAACCGGAUUUCUAAACGACGUGUUCUGGAUGAAGAACUCGAUAGUCUUGAUGAUGAUGACGAAGAAAUUCAAUUUCUCAGAAGGAUGAAAAUGGCUAAAGUUGUGGCUGUAGAAGAAGAUGUUGAUGACGAUGAAGACAGGACCAGAAAACAUAAAAAGCUUUCCAAGGUAAUGAAACAAAAUGUAGAAUUCCCACGUGGUGUAGGAACAUCAGAAAAAUCAGCCAAGAAGGAUAAGAUGGGAAAAGCAUUUGACGAUGCUGAUUAUGUCAAGGAUGAUGAUGAGGAAGAAGAAGAGGCUGUUUCAGAUGUUGAGCUAGAAAAUAAGAGCGCGAGAACUAGAAGAGGAGCUGAAGAAGGUCAGAGUGAAGUUAAGACAGAAAUGACUGUGACUACUCGUCGACGUUCUGGACAUAGUGGAAACCUUAUCGAGUUUCCUCGUGGCCUACCUCCUGCUCCACCUAGAAAGCGAAAAGAAAAUGGAUUAGAGGUUGAUCAGCAACUAAAGAAAGCUGAGGCUGCCCAGAGACGUAAAUUGCAAGUCGAAAAGGCAGCUAGAGAAUCAGAGGCUGAGGCAAUCAGGAAGAUUCUGGGACAAGACUCUAGCAGAAAGAAGAAGGAAGAUAAGAUAAAGAAACGCCAAGAAGACAAGGCCAAGGAGAAGGCUGCAGACUCGAUUGCCCGUAGAUCAGACACAGUGAAGUGGGUGAUGGGUCCUUCAGGAACCAUAGUAACCUUCCCAGAAGAACUUGGAUUGCCAAGUAUAUUCAACUCUACACCACACAGUUAUCCUCCACCGCGGGAAAGAUGUGCGGGUCCAGAAUGUACAAACCCAUACAAAUAUAGAGAUUCAGAGUCAAAUCUUCCAUUGUGCAGCCUCCGAUGCUACAAGGCAAUCAAAGGCUAAGUGAUGGAUAUAUUGUGAUCAUACUAUUUGUAUAAUAUAAUAUUUUAGCGUUCAUGUAAAUACUAAUAAUAAAGCACUAUAUCAUACUGUUUGUUGUUAAGCAAGAUUUGAAUGUUUAUAAACAUAUAUGAAUAUAUCAUACUGUAACAGUUUUAUUUCUAACUUUCGUUUCUUGAAUCCAGUUAACCGGACCUAACCAAGUAACCCAGUUAGCUACAGAGAAGUCAAUAUCCUCAGCUGCCGACUUCCUUGUCCACGGUUGUUUGUAGUCAAUGCCAAAAGGUCUUUGCACCGGAGCCCACUUGUUUGUUUGUAGUAAUAAGUUUACUUUUCUCAU
This is a messenger RNA of Arabidopsis thaliana (thale cress), 2166 nucleotides long. Its product is annotated as HIT zinc finger and PAPA-1-like domain-containing protein. Gene Ontology annotation, cellular component: Ino80 complex. Lineage: Eukaryota; Viridiplantae; Streptophyta; Magnoliopsida; Brassicales; Brassicaceae. Bases 231 to 1829 code for a protein of 532 amino acids. The record is from RefSeq and is marked reviewed. The transcript has 9 exons. Gene Ontology annotation, biological process: chromatin remodeling.